AUGUGUAAGUCUGCCGAGCGCGGCGCCCUCGAAGGCUCGGGGGGCGCAGAGACGUCACAGGACUUCAGCGGCGCGCUGCCGCCAACAGACAGCGACUGGGACCUGUCGACGACUGCGGCUUCAGGGGGCGAGCCCAGUCAGCGACUGGGAGGGGGACAGGAUUGUCCGGUGUCUGUACUCAAUUGGAACAUUGUGGAGGAUUGGAGGGCGGUGCUGCCGCUGUCGCGGUGGACGACGGUGACCGCCGACGAGACGCUCCUGAACCACCUCUUCGCCUUAUUCUGGACGUGGGACCACUCGCUCGCGCGGAUUCUGCAUCGUGAGCUCCUGCUUGACGGCCUCACGGCCGACACGCAAGGCCCCGGCCGGCCGGACACGCGCUUCUGCUCCGAGUUCUUGAUCAAUUCGAUCCUUGCGGUCUCGACGAGCUGCUUCCACAAGAGCGAUGACUUCAGGGCGGCGGCUCCCCGCGGUAGCAGCUUUGCUGACGAGGCGUUCCGACUGCUCGCCGUCCACCAGGAGCAGGUCGAGGUGUCCCUCAUGCAGGGCGUGGCCAUCCUCUCUGUGCAUGAGAUGACAUUUGGGGACUUGCCCCUGGGCACGAGCCUGUUCUUCGACAAGCUGAGCGCGCUGAGGGCUUCGUCAAAGAUCUUCGACGGGCCAGAUUGGAUGGACUCGAUGGAGGUCGCUCAGGGAGACCCCAAGGAAAGCAAGGUGGGGGAGGCGCUGGCAUCCAUUGCCAACGGAUUCCACUGCCUCGACCUGAAGCUGAGCCUCAUAGCGAACCGUCCGUCGACCGCGCUGGGUCUGGCCGGCAUACCGCCAUCUCAAGAAGAAGGCGGCUCCCCGUUGUGGAUCCCCUAUCCUGUCUCGGCUGGGCCGCAGCUGUCGUAUCACAGCAACGCCAAUGUGGCCGAGUAUGAGCUGUCCCAGCUGGCCGGCGAGUUUCUGCCCGCCAUCGAGGAAAGCCGCUCAAGCCUGGUGCCCGACUAUCGCAGGUCCAAGGCGCUCUACGAUCGCUUCCUCGCGUGGAAGUCGUCCAGCCAAGACUUUAUGCUGCGCGGACACUACACCGCACAGGCUCCGUGUUGGGCGAGCCUGCUGGUCUCGUUUGACCUGGUCUGUAUAAAGCUUCUAGAGCCGUUCCUAGGCCUAUCCUUUUUGGAGUUCGACGGCGGCGAGGCGGCUCGGUCGCUCUCCCGAUCACACUGUGAGAACAUGCUCUCUUCCCUAUGGGACUAUCGCACAGUGUUCGGGAUGCGGCUCGAAUGCUGGCUCGUGUAUGCCUGCCACGCGGCGGUCUCGACGUUGCUGCUCAAUCUACCCGUCCCCGGUCCGCACGAGGACGCUCUCUGUCGCGGUUGCGAGCUGUUGUUCGACAUGGGUCACUACAUGCCGCGGGCAAACGACCUCCUUCUGGCGCUAGAAGAUGAUGCCCACGUGCGAGAGGUCGAGAUACCAAACUCAUGUAAGCCGUUUCUCGAUGCAGGCGCGGCUUUUGCGAGGCGCAUUCACAUCAGGAACGUCAUGCCCCUGACGCUCACCCCGACAAGCGAGGGGUCCGCAGGACAGCCGUGCCAGGUUACGUUUGCGAGUCACAUAGAAAGUCUGGAUGAGGAGCAGAAUUGA
Purpureocillium lilacinum is the source of this 1629-nucleotide messenger RNA. The record is from RefSeq and is a predicted model, not a curated record. NCBI's taxonomy places the organism in Eukaryota, Fungi, Ascomycota, Sordariomycetes, Hypocreales, Ophiocordycipitaceae.